Molecule: messenger RNA, 284 nt
Organism: Saprolegnia parasitica CBS 223.65
Lineage: Eukaryota; Oomycota; Saprolegniomycetes; Saprolegniales; Saprolegniaceae
Exons: 3
Coding region: 72-284 (70 amino acids)
Source: RefSeq, a predicted model, not a curated record
UCUUUAGCUACAUUGCCAUCCUGUGGCUCGGCAUUUGGGUCGUGUCGGGCUCGCUCUUGUACAUUGCAAGCAUGACGAUGGUGUGGGGGCGACGCCCCGUGGAGAACCCCAUGGUGUACUUUUCGGGCUUGAUUGCCGUCCCUAUCUUCCGCAACACGGCGCCAGGACAUCCGCCCUACGGCUGUCUUUUCGACGUCACGUCCACGUAUUUAGCGCUUGCCGUGAUCCUUGGAAGCAUGCUCCUCGCGUCGGUGCUUUCGCUGUGCCCCAAGCCGCCGCAGUAG